UAUGUGAAGCGUGGGUAAUUCACGAGAUUUUGUGUGAAAAGUGCACUAAUUCUAAAUAAAACAUACAACUAAAGAGGUGUACGUGUUUAUUGUGUACGUAAAAAUGGCAGUUAGUAUUAAGAAAAAUAUCAUUCUAGGAAGUAUUCAAAAAUCUAGAACGAAACGAACUGAAAUAUACCGAGGAACCUCAACGGUGUAGCUACGAUAUAAAUGCUCAGCAGCAGAUUAAUGGUAGUACCAAUUUCACAUGGGCUGUGAGAAAAACAAACAUAGACACCUUAACACUCUUACUGAAAAGAGGUGCUAGAAUUAAUCAUAGAGAGACUGGAGGUGCAACGCCCCUAUUACUCGCCAUAACCUAAACCGUUUUGAGAUGGUUAAAUGGUUGUUAAAAAAUGGUGCUGAUAUCAAAUUGCGAGAUUCAUACGACACGCCUUUGACGGCUGCUGUACGAGAAGGAAACCUACAAAUGGUGAAACUUCUCCUAAAAAAGGGUGCCGAUGUCGAUGAUUGUGAUUUCAAAGGAGUACCACCGAUAAUUCGCGCCAGCAAAGAAAAUAAAAGUGAUAUUCUUGAACUGUUUCUAAAACAAACAGUAAAUACGGACCUGGUAGAUGGCGAGGGAAACACCGCACUUGUAGCUGCCGUAAGAAAUGAGUCUUCCGAUGUCAUCCAGUGCUUGUUGAAAUACGGUACUGAUGUGAAUGAAUCGAAAAACGACAAAACACCUUUGGCUUGGGCCGCGGAAAAAGGAAGUGUGAAUUCGCUCAAAGUUCUAUUAAAGGCUGGAGCUGAUAUCAAUAUGUUAAGUACUGACGGAAACACUGCAUUAGGUACUGCCGUACGUUUCAAACGUUUAGAAGCUGCUCGAUAUCUCACAAACAACAACGCCAACGUUUGUAAAUUUGGAGCAAAGGGGAAAACGCCACUCUUGUGGGCAGUUCUCAACCAAGAUAUUGCUAUGAUUAACUGGCUUUUAGAUCACGGAGCGGAAUACAUCAUCGAUUCGGUAUUUUUACAAGCCAUUGAAACCGGAAAUUUACAAGUAGUUCAAGUAUUGGAAAAACAUGGAACUUUUGAACUCGAAGCUGAUAAAGCGACAUCAUCUUUACACAUGGCCUUAAACAGUGUCGAUGUUGCAAAAUACCUAAUUAAACGCGGCGCGAAAGUGGCAGACAUUCAAAUUUCGACCAUUACUGAUCUCUUCAAACGAAAUAAUUUGGAGAUGGUGAAAUUGCUGAUAGAGAACGGUGCUAGAUUGAACGAGCUUGAUUCCUGUGGUGAAACCGUUCUGACGACAGCUAUAAAAAAAGAAAAUUUUGGUAUGGCGAAGUACUUUGUAGAACGAGGAGCCAAUGUCAAUCAACCUAAUUCGAAGGGGUUAACACCACUAGUUAUCGCCGAAGCUAAUAAUGAUUUUCAGAUUUUCCAGUUUUUGGUGGAUAAUGGAGCUAAGAUUCCUGAGGUGGACCAAGAGGAAAGUCCGAAACUGGCCCGGUACUACCGAAUAGCGCAAGAGAGCAGUUCGAGAAAAGGGAAAACAAGCGUAGAAAUUGGUUCGAAUCAAGAAGAUGCCAAAGAGUGAGCAGUGGUUUAUAAGUUCAAUUGUGUCAUUUUUUUUAAAUAAGUUUUUAAUAGGAAGUUUUACAAGAAUAUAAAUGUUAAUCAGG
Molecule: messenger RNA, 1670 nt
Organism: Zophobas morio
Lineage: Eukaryota; Metazoa; Arthropoda; Insecta; Coleoptera; Tenebrionidae
Product: putative ankyrin repeat protein RF_0381
Exons: 3
Coding region: 374-1585 (403 amino acids)
Biological process (GO): protein localization to ciliary inversin compartment
Cellular component (GO): ciliary inversin compartment
Molecular function (GO): protein binding
Source: RefSeq, a predicted model, not a curated record